Messenger RNA from Varroa destructor (honeybee mite), 19683 nucleotides. It is a transcript of the gene Shal, whose product is annotated as Potassium voltage-gated channel protein Shal. NCBI's taxonomy places the organism in Eukaryota, Metazoa, Arthropoda, Arachnida, Mesostigmata, Varroidae. Gene Ontology annotation, biological process: potassium ion transmembrane transport; action potential; protein homooligomerization. Gene Ontology annotation, molecular function: protein binding; A-type (transient outward) potassium channel activity. The record is from RefSeq and is a predicted model, not a curated record. Gene Ontology annotation, cellular component: membrane; voltage-gated potassium channel complex.
UCGAAAACAAAAAGCAGACGAAUGAAUCGAGACGAGACUAACAGUACAGAGGCUUAUUUAUUCGUUUGCUACGAGUGAAGACGCGUCGGAGGAAUUGCAAAUUGUUGUUCAUUUACAUGCGCGAAACGUCCGAUAUCGGUUUUUGCCCAAAAUGGAUUAAACACUACUGAUUGAAUAUGGUUUCUUUGUUAAUUGUGGACGAGUUGUGAACGACUUUAAAUUGGCUUCGCUAAGUGUGGAAUACAUCUUAAUUACCUUUUUCCCCUUUGCCCUCUACCCAUCCCCCGUAUUUACCCCAGUACCGCAAUUAUCCCGGCGUCGUUGUGCUGUUCGCGGUUUUAUUGUGUUGUACCGGUGUGCAUGUGACGAGUGUAAUGACUACGGACCCUGUGUCAUCACUGAAAACGAAGAAGCAAAUUGACGGAAAACCAAAAAGGGUUGUUAUCUAAAAGUGAAAAGUGAAAGUUUGUGGAAAAAGGUAAACAAAAAUCAUUAUUUAAGGAAUCAGCAACGUCACCGCCAGUAAUUUAUUCCGUCUAUUUGUUACUGAUAUCAGUCUCUUUUUGUGCGUUCUUCAGCGGUACCAUCAACGGCAACAACCACAAGGCCAACUUCGAGUACUCCAAUAACUGCCUGAAGUGGCUAUUGAGGAACAACUGUUGUCUAAUUAAAUUACAGUUAGUGCUCGAUCUAAAGAACAAGCCAAAUAUUAUAUUUAGACAAGGCCCUGCAUUCAAUCAGGAGCGCUGUUUAGAACCGCAACAAAAAAUAAAUUGUCUCCUAUCACAGGCACUACUACGAGCCCGACGGUUAUUACUACCAGAGACACCGAAACACAACCGUAAUAAAAACUGACCUCGAAAGAGGUGCCGGUCACGUUUUUUACAUUUCGGUAUUCAUUACCCUCCGGUCUACCAUCUCACUAGUGAUUAAGUGACUGCUCAAUCAAACUCAACUAUUGUUACUAGUAUUACAGAAAAGAAAGCUAUCCAUAAUAAAGGCAGUCGGCUGAAGAAGGCAAUCCUGCUGUCCCCAUCCCAGAGGUUCACUUGUGCGCAAUGGCAUCGACGAUCAAUUGGAUCAGUUAUCGACUAAGGGGUCCGGCCCGAUCCCAGAAUCAAGCGUUGGUCACGCUAACAUUUUCCACUGUGCGUCGUAGAUAUGUGAACCUGUAAUGACUGGGAACUACUACGUACUUCCAACUGCUUAGAAACCACUUGCUACUAGAGGAAUAAAGUGAAACAGAAAGGAUAAGCAAUACAAACAUCGAAAAACAGGCGGUGUCUGUCUAAGGCACACGUGGAGACAUCCGAAGUGACUUGAGAAAUCGUCUGAUUACUGAUUUUGUCCAGCUCAGAUAAACACCAGUCAUCAGUGUGCAUCUAAGGAAGGAUUAAAGGGAAAGCUUAGGAAAGUUACAUGUCGAAAAGUAGGCUACGCCCUGCCCGUCAACAGUUUACCAAUAUUACACCCCCUCGAUGACAAGGAACCUCGGUUAUGGUGCUCUGCAGAACGAGCGUGGUACAAUUCUAACUAAGCAAAAGGUCAACGUCAGGCCGUCAUCAGCUUGGUCAGCUCUGGACUGCAAAGUACAAGACUGUUGCUUGACGCCACUCGUAAGGUACACCAUAGCUAUUGCCACCGAUCGAAGGUUCCAGUUAACAUUAUUAUUUUAUCAAACCGAUCAAGCAUUCAUGUAUCAUCUCGAGUGAGUAAAAGCGACCACAAAUUCGUCUACAAAUAGGACAAAUAGGUAACGAGUGAGAGGUCCGUAACACGACAGCGAGGGGAGAGACGUCACAAAGAGGUUAUCGAGGGGAUUACCGCAUCCAUAUCGAAUCUAAUCAUCGUGGACUCUUAUCAUCAGCCUAUCGUAUGCCGUUCCCCUCCCAAGCGCAGUCUAGCUACGCUGCUUCGCUGUAGACGGUAAAUUUAACAAAAAGUAAACAUACGUAGAAGCACAUAUAUGCGAUAACACGAAAUCAUUAAACCAUCCUAGAGACUGAAAAAGAAAAGCAUGAAGCAACCUAUACCCAAAACGAGCAUAACGAACUAGAGAUUUCCAGCGCGCUUAAAUAGGCAAAUUGUUAGAGAGCGGCUUUUGGGGGCGAUACAAACGAGAAGAAAGAAAGAAAGUGAAAGUGGUGUCUGGCUUGUGCUGCUACGAAGUAGCUUUACCUAUAAAUAACUACAUCUACUACGUACCGAUAACCAUCAGCUAGUAUAACAAGCUAUAACAACGAGAGGACAUGUCUGUAUACGUGAUUGAUUGACAAUAAUCGAUCAGCCAUGUCAUCAUAGGCAGGCAUCGUCAAGCAAGAGCUAGGUCAGAUAAUUGUAUUGCACGACUCGUUGUUGUCGUCGCGUAGGUAGCCCGCGUAGAUCCUAUGUGAUCCCCUCGAUCGUCGACGAGAAUAUCCGUCCGGAGGUUUGCACGAAGCCAGCGAAGUGUGGCAGCAGUAAGCGACAUGCCUCCGAGCCAAUUCGGAAGAGGAGGUUCAAGUUCCACUUCCGACGAAGUCCAUUUCUGCUGCUGCUGCUGCUGCUGCUGCUGCUGUGACCAUUGUCAAGUCAGUUGCCAUCAAUUUCUGCUGCGAUAUCUACAACAACUCGAACGAUUCGUUGAACAGCGCGACUUAUUAUUAGCGAUCAUACCAAUAUUUCUAUCAGCAAUCAAGCGAAGACGAAGCUUUGGAAAAGAUGACGUCGACCCCUUGAAUGUUCCAUCGUUCAACUUCUUGGCUGCCUUCUGCCCCUGUGCCGAUUCAGCUAUCCAAUUCAAGCCUCACUGAACAUUCGCCGUCUCAAGUUUUACCAGUCGCCAAACACUAUUACAGCUGCCAACACUGAUAUAGAGAUAUAUCUGUGGGGUUGCGACACACUUAGCCGGUCACUAGCAAACCAGUAUACAGCCGUCCGGCAAGCAGAGUACAAGCGUCGUAAAGGCCAUUAGAGGAGUACUACGACGAUAACACAGCAGAUGUGAAAAGUCUACAACCUAGGACGGUUACAGCUCACACAACAACAAACAACUGGAACAACUGGACCACUGAGAAAAGUAAAAAAAAAAAAAGUGCUUGAAAGCUUCCUGUGACGGUGCAAUCCCGCCAGAUCCAGUCUUUAUCAGCCCACCUUCCCAGUUUUGCUAGGACAACUACUACCUGCUGUUACUGCUAUUGCUGACGUUUACCUCGACGCCGUCACGACUGCUAAGGCUGUGCACGCUGACACCCCUUUUUUUGGCGACUGACAAACUUUCUGUAGAUGCAGCGCUGCCCAUAUAUUCAUCCGGUAACGGUUUCAGCGAACUGUACACAAACAUACAUAUGAAUGUAUAAUUCUAUACAUAUACGGGUACGGAUACAUCGCAAAUAUACCGAAAGUACAUUUCUCGUGCCUCGUCAGUGAGAAAGGCCAAGAACAAGAAGAAACCUAGGAGUGAAAGCGAAGGAAACAGCAAUAAUAGCAAUUAUUCUAAUUCUACCUAACAACAACAACAACAACAGCAACAAAAGCAACAAAAACAACUCUAACUAUUGCUAAUAAGAUUACGAUUACUACAAGUAACUAUUAGUAUAUAUACAGUACAAUAUACCAUAAUAUACUAGUAGAAGCAGAUUUAUCGUGCAUCACCACGAGUAACGACAACAACGUUGAGAGAAAAAAAGACAAGGAUACAAAGCCACGAAUUAAAACCUAGAGUUCUCGUCAUUGCUGGUCAGAUAGACAAACAGACACCUAGACAAAGGCUAAUAUUACUGUUGCUGAUAGCACAAAUCUAACUACAACAACAACAAACCGAGGGACCAGCUAGAUAAAAUGGCAUCGGUAGCAGCUUGGCUACCGUUCGCCCGGGCAGCGGCCAUCGGUUGGGUACCCAUCGCCAACAACCCUUUACCAGCGCCCCCAGUAACCCGGGAGCGACGGAAAAAAGAAGACGAAAAAUUCAUCAUUAAUGUGUCUGGCCGGCGUUUUGAGACGUGGCGAAACACCGUCGAAAAGUUUCCCGACACACUACUCGGCUCAAACGAGCGCGAGUUUUUCUACGACGAGGAAACCAAAGAGUACUUCUUCGAUCGGGAUCCAGAUAUCUUCCGGCAUAUCCUGAACUACUAUCGGACGGGCAAGCUGCACUACCCGAAACACGAAUGUUUAAUGUCGUAUGAUGAAGAGUUAGCAUUCUUCGGCAUAGUCCCCGACGUGAUCGGGGACUGCUGCUACGAGGAUUAUAGGGACAGAAAGAGGGAGAAUGCUGAACGCCUGCUCGACGACAAAAUAUCAGAGGGCAACGAGCAGACUCAGCUGGCCAAUUCGACGUUGCGCCAGCGUAUGUGGAGAGCGUUCGAAAACCCGCAUACCAGUACCGCAGCUCUCGUCUUCUACUAUGUGACCGGCUUCUUUAUCGCCGUGUCAGUUGGAGCUAACGUAGUGGAGACAGUGCCCUGUGGUAUUGAUGCUGGGACGGGCGAGAAGAAAUCGUGCGGUGAUAGUUACAAGGUUGCCUUUUUCUGUCUGGACACCGCGUGCGUGAUGAUUUUCACGGCAGAAUAUCUUCUACGGUUGUACGCCGCACCGGCGCGAUGCAAAUUCGUCCGUUCAGUGAUGAGCGUCAUCGACGUCGUAGCAAUCAUGCCCUACUAUAUCGGGCUCGGCAUUAAGGACAACGGUGAUGUGUCAGGAGCGUUCGUCACGCUUCGAGUAUUUCGAGUCUUCCGCAUCUUCAAAUUUUCACGACACUCGCAAGGACUGCGCAUUUUGGGCUACACGCUCAAAUCAUGCGCGUCCGAAUUGGGCUUCCUGGUGUUCUCGCUGGCCAUGGCCAUCAUCAUCUUCGCCACUGUCAUGUUCUACGCCGAGAAAAACGUCGAGGAGACCGAGUUCACCUCGAUUCCGGCCGCGUUCUGGUACACCAUCGUCACCAUGACCACACUCGGGUACGGAGAUAUGGUCCCGGAUACAAUAACGGGCAAGAUCGUGGGCGGUGUGUGUUCAUUGAGCGGUGUGCUUGUGAUUGCCCUGCCCGUUCCAGUCAUUGUGUCGAACUUCUCAAGGAUCUACCAUCAGAGCCAGCGAGCCGAUAAACGAAAGGCUCAAAAGAAGGCGCGAAUGGCGCGUAUCCGAAUAGCGAAGGCUACAAGCGGAGCAGCGUUCGUAUCAAAAAAGAAAGCGGUUGAAGCAAAACUGGCCGAACAGGAGUCCGGCCAGGACAUCGAUGAUGGACCUGAAGACAUCUUCGAGCUGCAACAUCAUCACCUAUUACGAUGUCUCGAAAAGACCACGGAUCGGGAAUUUGUGGAGCUGGAAGUGCCAUACAAUGGCGGGAACCCGAACCGACCCAGUUCGACUCCGCCGCUAUCGCCAGCUGCCUCUGAGGCGUCUCACGAGCGACACGGCCUGCUCAACUCCUGCUGCGGCUCGCGGGGCCGCUGCAACCGAAAGAAAUACCAGCGUUCGGGUAGCGGUGACUCGGAGGCCGGUCGUACUGAUGAGGAACUGAGCGACGUACAGGUUCGUCUAACGAACCGCGGCAACGCUACGUCGUCAGACCAUCUAUUGCUGAGGGGAGAGCCCAACGCGACACCCGGAGCGCCUGGUGGCAACGCGGGCGGAGGUGGUGGCAGUACCGGGGGCGGCCCCGGCGGUGGGAGAGCAGCCAGUCAGCGAUCGAGUCUCAACCAGCCCCUGCCAGCUCCAACAGUCGUCGCCACGAUGAGCUCGAGCCCAUCCGGGGUCACCACAGCCGUGGUGAACAUCAGCCCAGGCGGGGAGGCCGAACAGGCACAUACGACAGAUGACCAGGUGUCUGUGCGAAUUUCCAGUCUGUGAACUCUACUAUAACAACAAUUACCGUACCACUAUAAAGCGACCAAGUAACUGCUUGUUAUUAGAGUAUAGAACUCUACGUAUGUUGAACUCGUCGCUGUCGCACGUGCUCAACUUAGAACCAGCCAAUUUACCUAAAUGUCUUUGCGGUGCAACAAUUGAUUUGAAAUACGAACAGCAGAUACCAUCACACACGUACCGAACUCCUGCAGUCGUCGUCAACGAUGAAAAUAACGCUUUCAUAGGGGAACACAACGGUCUUUAGCCAAACAACGAAUACGAACCAGCGAUCACAAGAAUUCCCACUGACUUUCUGUUUAGGUGAAGCUAGUGUGUGGAUAGGCCCUUGAUCCAUCUUGGUUGCUCGAUCAAAAGUGGCCUUUACAGCCAUUCACGCUGGUGCUCACCAGCGCAUCCUCCGUGCUUCAGAUAUCUUCGAAUGGUAUCCAUCUGCUGACAGCCAUGUUAGCUGCAUGGAAAAAUCAUUUCAGCGUUAUUCUAUUCAAUUUGCUCAUUUACCUACAGUGUGUCCCACGCCAAUUUCUUAUGGUAUCAAGACGCCGCAAGCAGUGAACAUGUAUUUUCCAAAAACAGCCAAUUUUCCGGUUGUCGUCGAAGCGCUCGUGAAUGGUCUAAUGUUUAUAGAUACGAACCAACCACCGCCGGAGUUGAGUUGGAACAUCGGAACAUGACUAAUGACAGCCAGAUAUAACCUGUUAUUAGAAAGCCCAUUAAAGGCAGACAACGAUAUUUAGCUUACGAAAGAAAAGAGAAUAAGUGAACAAAACGACAGCCAAACAGAUGACUUAAGCCAGCCGUAGUACGGCUAAGGUCGACGACACUGGUCGAAGUGAUGAAGACGCCAGCGAACACCAGAAGCAUUUAACAAACAAACAAACAAACUAAUCUUAAUUCUUGUGCGGACAAAACGGAAGAACCGUCUGUUGACAUUAGAACCUCAAAUCGGUGGUCGCGUUACACACUCAUGAGACACCCUCAAAAAGAUGACCGAGCCCAUCAACAUGGGUCAACGACACACAAAUCAAUACGAGAUGACGACAACAAACAAUGGCCGAUUAACCUAAGGAACAGCAUCUCGUAUCAGAUACAGACAUUCGUAGGCAGCGUUAGCAGAUCUGUUGCUAACAUAAUAACAACCGCGAGGUGCAGAGUAACUUCAGAUGAAAUUUCUGUGCGAGAUCCUCUCCGGAAGAACGAACAGCAGAACAAAGGCUGUUGUUGUAAAAUAUAGCUGAAUAAUGAAUAGAUAUGUUUCGCGCUCUAAUAGACUAAAGAUAUUAUCUACACAACUGUUAUAUGUAGAAUAUAUAAUUUCAAAUGCGUACAUAUAUAGCCUGUACUUAGUAUUUCUGGCUGAUCAAGCUUAGAGAGAGAUCACGCUACGACGACGAAGGGAAUAAACAAUGAAUGUGUUCAGGAGAACGACAAUUAUCAUAAUUGAUAUACAUAGUGCAAACAAACAAUGAAACGUAACCCAUACGCAACAAAGAAUGAUAUUUAUUAAAUGCAUAGAAAUUAACAGAAGAAUAUAAUGUCUAGUUAGAAACAUGGUUUACAUCUACGAAUAUAUUUCUAUAGAAGAGGACGGCGGUAGUGCCGACAACAAGUUGUUGCUAUGGCCGCGAAUUGAGCCAUCCUCGUCGUAUUGGAUUUUAAGUCUAAGCGUGAAAAGUUCAUGAUUGUGAUGUCUUCAUAUCGUAUUGGACGGUAACAUACGCACGAACUGUGCAGAGCUGAUGAGCUAGUCUAUGACAAUGUUGCCUGUCAUUCGUUACUUCGUUGAUUGACUUACGCUUGAUCGAUCGCCUCGUAGACUGAACAUGACUUCGUUUUUACUAGCUAGAUAAGGGAAAGCGUUGGCACAUUUGUAAGAUCGAUUCACAUGACAAUAAUGAUAAUCAUAUUAGUAAUCGUACUCAAUGACACCUCAUCCGGUAUGAAGACCGGACCUUCCGCAACGUUCUACAGACAUGAUCUACCACAAUAAUGGCUAAUCACUCCAGGUGAUCUUUGUAAGUGACUUGGCGCGGAAAAGCGAAUACAUCUAUACGUAAUAAUAUAAAAUAAAUUUUUUAAGCAUGUGAUGGAUAAGCGGCAAUGCGCGUCGAAGUUACGAUGCCCCGCUAGUCUGUAUUCGCCUACAAGUUUGGCUGAAAAAAUGAAAACAUUCCCGAUCUAAGGAAGGAACACACGAGUGUCCGAUCAGACAGGAUCGGUUGGCUGGUGCAUCGAAUCUCUAUGAUAAUCGGAUGGAGGCGUACGUUGGUCGAGCAUGACGGGGCUGACCUUCAUACAAUUCCAUAGUCUCACAAGCUCUCACUUGCUAUACAUUUUAUUCGAAAUUCGACUUGUUCUUAUUGAGGCCGAGCGUCGACCGUUCCAAGUCACUACAAGACCUAACCAUGACUGACCAAUUGCCGAUAACCUACUAUCACCGCCGUUUCCCUACCAAAAUGUAGUGUGUACAGCUUAGACAAAUUUUACAUUUACGAUCACAUCCAGUAGUAUACAGGAUGCACACAAACGGACAAAUACGUGGGCAAAUAACAAGCGAAUUUCUUCUUUUCUCCUUCAGCUCGAUAGUGAGUCGGAAACUAGCAGAACAGCUAAGCACUAUGGAAGAUUUGUUGUUGUUAUUGUUGUUACUGCUGCAGUAACAAUAAUAAAUCCAUUAUAUAUAUAGGGUGGUAAUCUAAAAUGAUAGAGAACAAGAGCGAGCUGCCGCUAUUGCUGUAACUGUAGACAAACAACUAUCUUAGCGUGUCUAAUCAGUGUAUGUAUUCCAGCUAAUUUGUAUGUGUCAUUUGCUACCGAUAAAUCAAUCUUUAAUUUGUAACCAUAGGGUCGUGGAGUAAUGCUGGCUGGCCCUUGGUACACUUUUCUAGCAAGUACACUUAUCGAUGUACAGAUGAAGAAUGCAUAAUAAUCUUACGCUUACACGGAAGCAAGUAAAAAUGAAUACUAAUGAAAUGACAAACAAUGGUAGACUAGGAUGAUGUCAAGGGUUGUCGGUACCUCAAUGCCUGAUCUGCAAUGAAUCUGAGCCCAGUCACGAGAUUCUUUUCCUAUUUUUUUUCCUGCAUGAAGCGUAGCCGCAAUGGCAUUUGUUUAUAAAAACAAUCACUGUUUUAUCAUAUGGCUCGCCGUCAACUACUACCUGUCGCGUUUAUCGGCGAUACGUAUUCAGCGUCACAGUAGACGGAAAGCUCCAUGUAAAGGGACAACGUAGACCGAAAACAUGGACGUGUCGUGUUCAGAUUACUACAAAUGAAAGGCUCGGAACAAAUGCGAAAUUUUGUUGUUCUUGCAGGUUGUUCGAGAAUUUUGAUAAUAGAUGUUUGCCGCCCAUCCCCGUAAAAUCACACUUGACAUUUAUGGUCCGCUAAAUUUCGUAUUGUUUUUCUAAAAUCGGAGAUGUCGCACCGUAACCCAUGCAUUUAAAGAAUACCCUUACCGCUGCCGUCGCCCUUAUCGGUGCGAAGAAGUAUCCAAACAUACGGGUGGCUACGGACUCGAAUCAUCAACGGGACCCUAUAGGUGGUACUCUCUAAUACUGUGCGGACAACGGUUUUCGAUACGUGUCAUAGUAAUACCAAAAGGUAUACUUAUGCUCGGCGAAACGUACUUGAUUGAGAUCAAUAUUUUUAAUAGCAUAUAGUAAAUCAGUAUAUUGUCAAUAACUAUCGUUAUCUGCAUAGCAACUUACUUGUGGACAUACUGAGUGAGGUAGAUGUAUAGAUAUUCUUUCAAGUUCGAUUCCCCUAGUAUCUCACAUGGUUGGUUGCCUUCAAUACUUUAUACAAUGCAUUAAAUAUACGAUACUUAGAAUAUUUUGUUUAUUUUGGAAAAAAUUGCCAAUAUAUGAUAUAAAAAAGCAAUAUAGACGCAAAAUUACCAUUAUCGCUUGGUGGCAGUAUGUAUAUAUUGGCUUCCUGUAUACCUCAAAGGAAUUACUAAGCGAAAGACCUGAGAAGGGUGAACAACAGCUAGAGCAUAGACUAAGCCAUUAAUAUUCUUGUUAUUAUUAUUAUUAUAUAAAUAUGUUGCUAUAACAUUGCUACAAUAGAGGAAAUUACAAAGGCGGUACAACGUUAGUCAACAAGAGUCGAGGCAUUACCAGGAAUAACUCCAGCAAACGCUAACAUCCUUGAUAUCUCCAGCCCCAUUCAUUACUCUUUCAAAAUAGGAAUACAUAAAAGCGAUAAACGGGAGAGCGAAAGAUAAACUUAUCGACAAGAGAAAGGAUGCGCAAGAUAAAUAAAACAUAAAUCAUAUCAUUAAAUAUACGUACAGAUAGUAAUCUCUUCAUGCGAUACUUUCUUAUUACUAUCUUGUAUGUAGGCAUGAGAUAUCAGUACAUCUAACGGGUGUUUACCCCAUUUUGCUACAAGCUUUUUGCGCCGAUCUAACAAAAAUGCUUAGGGCAAUCUGUAAAUUUGGCUGAGACAGUUUCAAGCAAAAAAAAAAAAAAGAAAAGCUCUGACACGUUCUAGAGGAAACACAAAAGGUCAAGCUCACAUGAAUAUAUCGUUUCAACUUCCUUAUACAUACAAGACAGACAAUAUAUAGAAUGUGACAGGAGCAAGCGUGUGCCGCGUUUCAAAAUGGCGAGGAAUGGGGAGGGGGAGGUAGCGUCUAUUUAUAAAUUGAUAGUAACAAAAACAACUGCACAAAUGUCGAUAAAUGGAUAGGUGAUAGCAAUAUGAAAUCAAAAAAUAUUAAUAUACCUAACAGUAACAGUCUAAGUAUAAGACAGACCCUAUGGAUUCAAACUGCAGUCAGCAGGUGUCUAGCCACAAAGGCAAAUGAAAAACGAUUUAGUUGACAACAUUUACCUGCAAUGCUGAUUCAAAAGAUAUAAUCAUGCCGAAAUUAUAUGGUCUAACGUAAUUCUAAUCAAUUAAUGAUACCAACUAUACGAAAUAAAAGGCAAAAGAAGAAACAGCAAAAGGAUGUCUCUUGGCGGGAGCCGUUCAUUCCCCGUGCGAGGCUCGUGGUGAUACGUUAUCUCAAGAGUAACGCAGGCGAAGAAUCGGUAGGAGACGAUAUUGAUAACGGUAGGUGGAAAAAGCAAAAAGGAAAGAAACAAUAUCACAUACAUAGACAUGUACAGGAUUAUAUCAUAGCAAUUGACCUACCGCAUUUAUUAAACACACACACACACACAAUAGUGGUUGUUAAUAGCUCGCCCGCUGCUCGUACCAGUACAGUUGAAUAGUACGCGAGCACGCAUGUAACUUUGGCAACUAUAGUCCUUGAGGCGCGUCCCGCAUGUGGGAGUUAUGAUAUGUGUGGGAAUGAUUAUCACUCGGAUCGUAUGCUACCUCGACUUAAUAGGAUCGCCCGCCGCGACGUCAGUUCUAGUCUAUUUAUACCUAUAUUAGAAUUUUACGUUUUAUCUCUGCUUUGAUUGGACGUCGUACGUCAUCCUUAUUCAGUCAUACGUAUUUCACACUGUCACCAUAAUUGCAUCCGAUUGCAACGCUAUGGAACCUCACAAAAAUAUAUAUAGAUAUAAUAAUAGUAAUCAUAUUUCGUCUAUGUAACAGAUAUAAAUGCGUGUAAUGAUACUACGGAAAAACUCGUUUCGCAUUGCGUUCUAUACAGCUGAAGACACUCAUAGGAAACGCUCUGAGAAAAAUGCCUUCGUUUGAUCAGAAAUUGACGCUGCGAUUGACGUUUACGUCUCUCACGUCAAUUCCGUAAAAUGCCCAACGAUAAAUCGUUCGCUCCAGUCAACAUAGUGAAGGUUAAGCGGGGCUUAUGAAACGAUUGGUUCAGCUCAUAUUGUCUCAUCGGUUACGCGGUUGUUGAUGUUGUUUGUUCCCAAUUAAAAGAAAAAAAAAAGAGCGCGAAACACGAAAUUCAGAGCACAAAUAAGCACCAUUCGUUCUGCAGCGAGAAGUCAGCUCAGACGAAGAUAUCAGUCAGCAUUGAAGUCGGCUGAAGAGCUACUCUGAGGGUUAUGUUAGAGGCUUGGCGUUUUGUGGUGAGAUGAAUAAUAAGAAAAUAUCAUGCUGAACUUAUCAUAAUGAUAUGAGAAUGAUAGAAAAAAAUCUACCGAUAAAUGGAUGUAUAAUUUCAAAGGCGACAUUAGACCUGGCUGACACCCUGAGAAUACAUGCUAAUGGCGAGCUACUUCAGCGUUGAUUGUACUUAGUGGCCGUUAGCGCUGAUACGAAACAAGGGCAGCCUAUUUGACAUGUUGCAUCCGUUCGAGUUCUCUGCCAUUUUCCAGAUUUUUACCACUUGGCACAAGUAGAAGUGAUCAGAUGAACUGAAACCGGAUGACAAAAAUGACUAACAAAAAAAAAGCAGAUAAAGAUACAUUUUCAUCUGACAACAGUAGAAAUACGGCUCAGUCAUUCUCCAGAGCGUGCACUGCGCCAGUGUUCACAGUGGGCCCCCGUCGGCAAUGCUCAGUUUUCAUUGUCGUUCAACAACACGGAUCGUUAAACUUUUGCUAUUUUAUCAUUUAGUUCCUGACGAUUGUCGGUAAUUUUCGUCUUGCCACGAAACGUUGCAUUACUGAAUCAUCGAAAAUAUAUACGUCACAAAGCAAGAAACCCGAACGAGUUCAGUAUAAAGGAGCGCGCGCAAAAUAACCCACAUAUAUAUACUUGUAGUCAAUUGUAUACGGUUUGGCUGGAGGACACGGAUACUCGUAGAGGAUGGACAAAAUUUUGACAUUUAGAAAUGGUAAUGAUACAGCGGCAAGCGGAAUGUCCGUAGGGCAACGACGGGGUGCCCCGGGCCUUCGGCCCAAUUCCAAACGGUACAAAGCAAACCUUUAGUUAAAAUCACUUAGUACACACACACACACACACACACCCACACCUACAAACACGCUCACAGAAACAACCUUCCCUCAACAUAUUACGUCUAAUAAUACAAAUCAAAUAAGUGGCUGUGUAUGAUGUACUAAACCUAUAAAUGCGAGUAAGACUAUUGAUGGUAACGUAGCAAGUGAAGCGUAUCAUAUUUAAGCGAUUCGCAAAUUCCAAUAAGUAAUACUAGGCAUUCUUUGGUAGCUAAAUCCUACAGUACUCAAGAAAAUAGGAUAAUGGUAUAGUGAGGGGCAAACAAAUAAGACUUCUGAUGCAUAUGUAUUCUGAUGAUGAGAUACGUGACGACAUAAUGUGACAAUAAUAAAUACCAUUAUUACAGUAAUAGUAACAAUCAGCGUCAAGGGCUAUUUGCCGUUAUACAAUGACAGCAAUGUUACAAAUACAGUCCAGUUCGGUCUAAAACAGACUUGCCCGGGGGCGUUCGCUGUUCCAUUAUAUUGUAAUGUAGGAUCUCGUACGAUAGUCAAUCGGUGGCUCAAGGCCAUUUCAACAUAGUCUCGUUGAAAGACGACAGAAAAAUUGAAGGAACACUCCUGGGCACGCCGAUGGCAGCUUCUCUCCAAACAUCCCGGUUCGUCUCAGCAGCAGGAGCACAGGACGGCAUGGGUCGAUAACGUAAACGAGCUUCAACGUACACAUCAACUUGAUUGCCUAUAAUACGUAUUUCUUCGACUUCGUAGAGCCGAUGUUCUAGUUCAGGCCGGUGCGGGCACUGCAACAUCCAUGGGUCGGAUUCGUCCGGAAUUCAUUGGCUGAUCUAUUUCUAAGAUGUUUCUCAAUAUUUAGAUAAGUCUGAUUAUAAAGAAGUAAAUGAAUCGUAUUGCGCUGCGGUAUGCCCUACUCCAGAAAAUGAACUGAAACAAUCGCCAUUUUGUUCUCAAUAUAGAUAGUUUGAAAUCAACGUCCUAAUCUCAUAUGCCAUGUUUCAACAUGUUUGUUCAUUCAUUCUUCCGUUUUCUUGUCACAGUUGCUUCGGCUAGCAACGAUAAAGUGAACAAGGGCACAACGACACAGACAAGGGUAAUCAAUCGGGCCCUGCGCUUUUGCUGAAAACCAAACUAUAUAUGACCGGACUGGAAGCGGCUGGCUAAUUAGAGGGAUUAAUGGACUACAUGAAAUGUACAUAACGUUAGUCCAUAAGUGUACAUCCGUUGCUUACUAUACCGUUCAUUCAACUCCACCAACUUCAGCUCAUCGAUCCUGUUACCUGCCGGAUACGCGCGUCUCUAUUUCAAAAGCGAUGAAGCUGUACGCUAGUCUCUCGCUUCUUCCACAUAGGGGAAACAGAUAAAUGGCGUAAAAAAAGUUCACAAGAUGAUCGUGAAGUGAGCCUGGUGCAGGCCUUCGACAACUCUUUACAACUGUAUCUGAUACUCAAGUUUGAUAGAGGGCAUUAAUUGAUUGGUCAUAAUGCCUGCUCGCUAUUCUAUUUAUCUGAACAAAGCUCAGCAGCACGUUGACUGUCUAUCAUAUUAUAUAUAGACGAUUUUCAUAUAAACAACAAAUGGCAGAUGAAUGAAUUGUAAUUCCCUGCUAAUGUCUAUAAUUUAGAUAAUAAUGAUAUAUUUACGUAACUAUCCUUUUUCAGAACAAUCUCUAUUAUUGCACAGAGAUAAAAAUCUGCCACAUAUGGCUAAUCUAACUUUCGUGGAUACGUUUAGCGCUCCUUCUGAAAAGGAAUGCUGGUUAAGACAAUGCUUAUAGACCAAGAUCACAAAAAUGAAUAAGAUACGCAUACAACCGUUGGGCAUAUUCGCAAAUGGCGCCAUGUAUUCCAAUAAACGAAAGUUCCAGUGCCGCUACUUAAAUGAAACUAUCUCGUUUUCAUGUUGGUUUUUUUCGGUCAAAGCGUCAUCAUCAAUCAACUGUUAAUUUUUACAUGACGACGUUUAGGGACAUGUGAAUGUAAAAACAUGGAACCUGAAAUGAAUGGCCUACACAAAGGCUAUCUAUCUACCUGGACAGGUUCAGCACAGGACAGCAAAUAACUAUAAUGUAAAAUAUAUAAUAUUUAUGAAUUGCCAUACUGCUAGUUCCCCAGUCCUAGAGCUAACAUUAUUAAGUACAACAACAACGGCUAAACCAGAUUACAAACUGUUCGUGCUAAAAAUGAAUGAUAAAUUCAAAAAGAAAUCUUACCACAACGAUUUGCUUGAAAUAAUUCGGAUAGAAAAAAUAAAACAGCAACUAGGUACGUUUUAAGUUAUCCCUGCUGUUAUACGAAAACAAAUCAGCAUUAAUUUUGACGCCACUGGGCGAUUUACAAGUGGAGUUAACUUAAAUGCAACUUACAGAGCUUCUAAUGAUAAUGUUAAGAUUCGUUCAGAUCCUAUUGGCAGAGCUUUUCGUAGGUAAGAUGGCAGCACUUGAUUAAUUGUUGUUGCAUUGCCAGAUACCGUGUCGCUCUACGAAUAUAAUGUCAACGUUAAAUAGACGAGAACCAUAGACACCUAACGGUGAAAGAUAUCAAGACAGAGUAAAACAGGAGAAAUAUAGAGGUCACAGAAAACUAUCUAUAUACAGACCUAUGCAAUGAAGAUAAACCUUUGAAGUUCCCGACAAGAAAAAGGGUAAGUUAAGUUAAUCUACUAGAAACCAAGAUCACCCUGUAAAACGUGUAUACCUGCAUCUAGUUUUACUAAAUAAACGCAUCCCACUUCGCAAAAAUGUCAAUAAUCCAAAACAUAGUUCGUGAACCUAUCGUAUACUACAUCAUCUGGAAACAACAGACAAAGCUCCACAGCGGCACGAAAGUACGCAAAAUUUCUGGACAAAAAGCACCACUCAUUCUUGUCAGAGGUCAUUGGAAGGCCCCGUUCUCUAUAAUGGUGAUUUCCCUAGUUUGAUAGCCUCUAUCCCUGAUGUGAUUCUUUCGUAGAAGGUGCAGACUUUUCUGUGUCAAUUAUACACAAAUGUUACUUAGAGAUACACAGACACACGCAGCACUUGAGAAAAGUUGACUUUGCGCCCUCUUGAUAGCUUUAUGACGUAACAUAAAAAGCCUGCCAGCUCACGUAUACGUUACGCGGAUGAGCCAGUGACCUUCAAGUGUAUGUGGGUUACGUGCUGUUAGUCCCCCAGUGUUGACCAAUGAAGCGCAAGGUUGUGAAGGGUGCAUCUUUCAAACAGCUGACCUAGACGCGGGCUUACCCCAGUUUAUCCAGGGCAUCGCUCCGAAUUCAAUUAUUCAAUGAAAGAAGUACGACAGCCUUUACGUCACUCAGUUGCAUGCGUACUGGGGAACUUGGCGCAACAACUCCGCAAGCUUCUCAUUCAAGAUUUUUGAUCUAUUGCUAACGCACCUUCCGUGUGCCAACCAGAUCUGCUCCAUACAAUAAAAAGAGCAGCAUGCAACAAUCAUGGUUGCAGGCUUCAUCAAUAUUUAUGGGAUAACUUUGUCUUCCUACCAUAUUCUCCCUGAGUUCUAAACAAAUGAGAAAUUCACUGGUACCUUCAAAUGAUCAUAUCGCUGCUAUCUGUCUUCUGGAGAAAACACUGCAUCACGGGUACCACCUAAGCAUAUCAAAGGGACGGUGCUAUAUUUAAGCAACUGCAAUUUGUUAUAAGACAUCUAGACUCUCGAAGAUUUUCAAGCAUUUAAGCCUAAUAACCCGCUCGUCCAACUGCCACAGGUAAUUAUAUACUCACUGGAAUUAAAAGAGCUUUCCACCAAAAACUUCGACUAAGACAUGUAUGUAAGUCUCUCUGAAAAAACAUCCGUGCUCGAAAUUGCUUAAUGUUUUACCUUAUUUUGGCCAUAGGUUAUUCUGUUACUGACAAAUUUCAUUUAUUAGGUGUUACUCCUUUGAGCAUUACGAAUUUGCUGAUAAACCAACUUCAUAGAGGCAAUUGGCGCACUGGCUAACACGCUAACCCUUGAUUGAUAGCCCUUUCUGAGAAUGCUUUUUUGUUGUAUAUAAUCUUUCUUUGGCUGCUGAACGUGCCACGACACUCUAAAAUGUAGAUCGUCAUUCUUUUAGCUUCUUAUUGCUCUAUUAGAACAUCGUACCUGUGUUUUUAGGCGGUACCUGUCUGAUAACGGUUCGGUGUCGCUCGUUCAAGAUCGAAUGCUUCACCUUCGUCCAGUUUCAUUCCUUGUCAAAUUUUAACACUGAUAUUUGAAAAUCAUCUGAGCGCUCUGCGGUGUUUCAAAAGAACUCACUCGAAUUUUACGUUCACGAUCUUUCCAACACCGAUCGAUUCGAGUUAUACAAGAAUUAAUGGGACUUCAUCAGAAAUUCAUAUGUGAGGGGCUACUUCUACAUGCAUUGAACAUGAUCGACGUCCUACGUUGCUGUUACUGAUUAAUACGUAUCUGUAUGGAUAUAUGAGGUGGCAGACGAGGCGACCAUGUUAAGCGAUACAAAAUUUAUCAGAGCCUCAAUUUCAAUUAGCACCUCAUGCAUGUAAAAGAUUAUAUUACGAGUAUAGAUGAGUUUAUUUCUUUCCAAAUAUGAAACACCUGCAUUUAAUAACAUCGAUUAUUACGAGUACGCUAUUUGAAUGAGUGUAGACUGCUACCGUUAUUAUUAUUAUUAUUAUUAUAGAUAUCGAUGCACUAUACGAUUUUCGUAUAUUUGAUGCUGAUAUAAAAGUAUAUGGGGAACAUAUUGUACAUUGUAACAACGUUGACGACUGGUGUAUUAUUGUGAAGAUAAUAUAUUAAUUAUGUUAUUUAAUGGCAAGAAAAAUGUAUGGUAUGGCGGAAAAGAGCUUAUCGUGUCGGAAUGAGAGAGGCUCAGUGCAGGAUCCAGUUGGCCGGGGGCGUAACGGAACUCGGGAAAAUGUUAUUGCACACAGAAUUCAGUUAAGUAAGCGAUAAGUCCGCUGACGUCCUACCAUUUCAACAAGCAUUGUUCUAUAAUAAAGGACGCGUCAACCAUGAGUUGUAAUCAUGCCGAUUACUGCAAUAUCGAUUAUACCAGAAGCAGCAUUAUACAAAGAUGCAGUAUAUCUAGUAACACUAUGAACAUCAAUGGCAAGAACCAACUAACAGAGCCCCAUUGAUAUCUUGUUGUUGUUGCAAGUAUAACGACUACGACCCCAUCGUGUGAUGUGCAUAGAAGACUUAUAUCAUUACACAUACAUCAGUAGUAUUACAGCAUUAAACAGUGUUUACAUGUAUGCCAUGCAGUGGACGGACGGCGCUAAAAAGGACAGCUUUUAAAAAACGCUCGCAAAUUCUGAUAGUAAACACAGACAAAAUGAACCGUAUGCCGCAAUAGUUAUAGACGGUGCAGGAUACGGUUCAUUUUUACAGGAAGUACAGGAAAGCGUACGAAUGUCAAAUCGUCAGAAAUAGCACCAUCGCAUUAUUGGAGGAUAAUAAAGGUUGACUCAAACUUUGCACACACUAUAUACAAACUAUAUAUAUAUAUAUAUAUAUAUAUGAUUUGUAUACAAAUAAUAGUUAUAUCGAUAUUUAGCACAUUGUCCCGUAAUAGGUUGCAACGGCGGAACAGAGAGAAGAAGGAAGAAUAAAUAUGGAUAUUGUGGUACGGUACACAGUCAAUAAGCAAUGAUAGAUAAUAUAAUAAAUGCGCCCCUAACACCAAGGACCGUCAAGUGAUGACAAAAUGCGAAAAAAUGUUCUCUAUUGAUUCCUGCCACGUCAUCCAUCCCUUGUCGUUCCAUAAGAUUCCAUUAAUAUUCUUACGCCGAUUAACAACAAUGUAAACUAACAACGAUGGUGAACAUAACAACAACAGUAAUAAAAAACAAUUGAAGAUGUUUGGCGAGGAAAAAUAGUUGAGGAAGACAACGCAUAAUUCAGAACAAAAAUGGAUGAAACUAGAAAUUAUGGACAACGCUGAUUAUAAUUAUGAGAAGUACCGAAUCAAAUCGACAACUAUUUCAAGUUAUGAAAAACUUGUAAAUACAUCAAACAAAAAUAGAAGAACAGAUUUAAGAAGCAAUAGUGCAACAAACUGGCGAAAAUGUCUGUUCACCUCAUCAUUACAACGUUAGCAAAACACAUGGAAACGAAGACGGACAAGAAAAUUUUGAAACUGCAGGCUCGAAAAAGGUAAUUCAGAAAUAACAACAACAACAACAAUGAUGAUGAUGACGAUGCUAUUACCAAUAAUGUUGUUAAUACUAUGAGAUAAUAACUACUAUGUGGACAAUAACUAUGUUGAUGCUGAUAAUAUUAACAAUAAUGAUGGUAAUCCACCAGAGAUGAAAAAUGAUGAUGUUAUCGACGAUGAUGAUAAUAACUUCAAACAAAAACACCGCGGGUAACGAAUGCGCUAUAGGGAUACAUAGAGCAAGAGAGACUAUUGCGGCAAGGAAUAGUGGCUUAGGGAGAGUGCAAGAAAUGACGUGUGAAUGAGAAAAUGAACACAACGAUAAUAUAAGCAUUAAUCGAUGCGCAGAAUUUGUGAAACAUGACAAAGAGCGAGAGAGAGAGAGAGAGAGAGAGAGAGACUGAGAGAAAACGGCGAAAAAAUAACGGUAAACGUCUAACCGAGGCAACAGAACAGCGACGGGCCGGAUGUGAGAUAACUGCAGGGAGCAAGCGAGAAAGGACAAUAACUUGUAAGUGUGCGAAUAUCGUGCGAAGAAGUGCGAGUGAUCGAACGAGGAGAUGAAUGAAUGAAUACAAACAUGAAGAACGGAUAGAGUCUGGCAGUGGAAACGAUUUGCUGUUUAAAAGAAAUAAGUAGAUGAAAGCGCUUAAGUGACUUCGAAGGAGAGAUGCGCAACUCGAGACUGGUGACAAAAACUCAGAAAGCUUCAGAUGGAGGAGAUAGAGAAUAAUAAUCAUAAUGGAGUAAGAGCAGCAACUGUAAUUAAAGAAACAAACUUAUCUAUUAAUAAUGGUAAUAAAAAAAAACAAAACGUUAUGGUGUCUCAACCGUUAGUAGCAAUAGCAUCAAUAAUUGUAGAGUAGAAAAUAUUAUAUCGAUAUAUUAAGUAUUACGUAAAUCAAGCCCUAAUUUGCGCUCACAUAUGUUUUUAGAAAUUUUGUUCAAAAAUUAAGAAGUGUGAU